Messenger RNA from Corythoichthys intestinalis (scribbled pipefish), 2983 nucleotides. It is a transcript of the gene pofut1, whose product is annotated as protein O-fucosyltransferase 1. The record is from RefSeq and is a predicted model, not a curated record. The coding region runs from base 8 to 1294 and encodes 428 amino acids. Lineage: Eukaryota; Metazoa; Chordata; Actinopteri; Syngnathiformes; Syngnathidae. Gene Ontology annotation, biological process: Notch signaling pathway; protein O-linked glycosylation via fucose; regulation of Notch signaling pathway. Gene Ontology annotation, molecular function: peptide-O-fucosyltransferase activity. Gene Ontology annotation, cellular component: endoplasmic reticulum. The transcript is spliced from 7 exons.
AACUACAAUGGCGGUCUGGAAGCGAUCGCCACACGCUUAUAUGCUUACUUGUUUUCUUUGUUUACUCUUCUUGCAGCAAACUUGUCAGACGGCCGCUGAAGAUCUAAAGUGGGAUGAUAAUGGUUACGUGUUAUACUGUCCGUGCAUGGGCCGCUUUGGGAACCAGGCAGACCACUUCCUGGGUUCUCUGGCUUUUGCUAAAAUGUUAAACCGAACCCUGGCAGUCCCCCCGUGGAUUGUUUACCGUCAUCACAGCUCCCCUUUCACUAAUGUCCAUGUUCCCUAUAGUGAGUUCUUCAAAUUAGACACCUUGUCGGCUUACCAUCGCGUGGUGGCUUUGGAGGUUUUCAUGAAGGCACUAGCUGACAAGCAUUGGCCCAAAGGACAGAGGAAAGCCUAUUGCUUCGAGGCAGCGGCUCAGCGGAGUAAAGAUAGAAAGUCCUGUCCCAUGAAGGAUGGAAACCCAUUUGGUCCGUUCUGGGACUAUGUUGGUGUGGAGUUUGAGGAGUCUGUGUUAUUUAGUGGUAUUUCCUUCAGUGCAUACCAUCAGCAGCAGUGGAUGAAGAAGUUCCCACCCAAAGAGCAUCCGAUCCUGGCCCUGCCGGGUGCUCCUGCCCAGUUCCCGGUGGCGGAGGACCAUGUUGGCCUCCAACGUUAUGUAGUGUGGUCAGACAAGAUGGCGGCGGAGGGGCAGGAGCACAUUGCUGCCCUUUUGACCCGGCCCUAUAUUGGCAUUCACUUGAGGAUUGGCAGCGACUGGCAAAAUGCUUGUAAAUUGCUGAAAAGUGGCGAGGCGGGGCCUCACUUCAUGGCAUCCCCUCAGUGUGUGGGCUACAAGCGGCAGACAGCACUGCCUCUCACUAUGACCAUGUGCCUGCCCGACUUGACCGAAAUCCGCAGGGCUGUGCAGCUGUGGGUGAAGAAGACCUCAGCUCGCUCUGUCUACAUUGCCACUGACUCGGAAUCACACAGCAGCGACAUCGAGAAGCUCUUCAAGGGCAAGGUCAAAGUGGUGAAUCUGCAACCUGACUCUCCCCAACUGGACUUGUACAUUUUAGGCCAAGCGGACCACUUUAUUGGCAACUGUGUCUCCUCCUUUUCUGCCUUUGUUAAGAGGGAAAGGGAUGUGCACAACCUUCCCUCCUCCUUUUUUGGUAUGGACCAACCUGGUCACGGGGACCCAGUCUGCACAGGAACGAAAUCUGAAAUGUUACAACCACACCACUUGGACAAACAACAUUGUAGCAACCCUGAAUUUUCUCUGUCUUCGAGCUGUGGCGAAGAUGGGAUCUAGGUACUGAAUGCACUACUUCAUUAUGGCCAUCAUAAAACUGCAAAUCACAGCAAACAGCCGCAAAAGAAGUUCACCCAAGAGGAAAUAAUGCAAAAAGUGCAAUUAUUUUUGAAGAAGAUCUAUCAUGUUCUGGUUUCGGAAAUCUGAAAUAGCAAGCUAGAUGAAGAUGGAUAGUGUGAACCUUUACACAUGUUAUUCACAUCAAUCAAUAUGCAGUGGUGUGAGGUCUUCAGGUGUGAUGAUGACGUCAUAGUGUUGAGCAAUAUGGCCUAAAUCAGAAGAUUUUUUUCCCAAUUGAUAAAUAUCGAGCCAUACGGAUAAAAACAAACUUACGUUGCAAUAUUUUGCUGUAGCUAACUAUCUUGCCUGCACUAUUUGGUUCCAGAUCUUGGAUAGCUAACUACAGCAGAUGCAGGGGGACUAAAUAGUAAAUGGCUCCAAAAAAUUUAUAUAGUCUGUGCAUGACCAUGAGCAAGAAAUCAGAUUUAAAAAGAAAAAAAAAUAGAUAAUGCAGUAUCUGCAGAAAUUGCAUUGGGAUGCUUUGUACUGGUUGGUAGCUUUUUUCCAAUUCCCAUGGAAAUUGACGGAUAAUCCUGUCAUUUGAAUUUGAAGAAAUUCAGGAAAAUUUGUUACAUGCAUACAUACAUCUACUUCUAAGCCUACGGUUUGAGUUAAUGUGUAAUGGCAAAUUAAUGUUUUUGGUAAAAAAAAAAAAAAAAAAAAAAAAAAAUUGGGUGGAUGAAUACAAGAGUCGAUGGGAGCCAAUGGAUAUUGAAUUUGUGGGUCCUAGUUUACUGUCAGUGGGAGCCAAUGGGGAUUUGUUUGUGGACUAAAGCUCCAUGUGAAAUGGAGCCAAAUGGGUUUUUGUGGUUCCAAUUUUAAGGACUGAGUGAUACUCUAAAGUGGCCAAUGGAACCAAAAAUCUCGCCUCUUCUUGCGUAUUGAAUGAAGGAAAAGCUGUAGGAUGUCUUUUUAGGUUGAUCAGCUGGCCCACAUCAAAGAGUAAAUCCAUAGUUUUUUAAUUGUAGUUUAAAAUGUAUCAUUUUUGACACCAGUCCUGGCACCUUUCUGCACUGUACCUGUUGUAAGAUGAUCAAGAUUUCAGCAACAUGACACACUUUUUUAAAGGGGUUUGAACCCCCCCAUGUUGUUUAUGGUCAAUAUUACUGGAAUUUGAGAUUUUAGCCAUUCUGCUGGAAAUGACAAAAAUCAGGUUUGGGUUCAAAUCUGAUGGAUGGGAUUUCUCCAUACAUCCGUACCGUAUGUACAUACGUUUUCAACGCUGAUGUACAGUUCUCUCAAUUUGAUAUAAGAAUGGCUUUGUGGAGAUGCAGGGAGAGAUGUGAGACUUAAGAUAAUGCAGUGUGUAACAAUGACACACUGAAGAAAGUAAAUUAUCACCAGUCUUUCCUCCUGUAGUUUGUACUUUGUGAAUGUCACUAACCCAAAGAGCACUUUAUGUCUCAAAAUGAAAUAUAAGCAUUGCUUGAAAACAAAAUUAUAGGGAGGUCUAUGGUAAUAUACUGUAUGUCAUAUUCAUCCAAUGUUUGAUCCUAUUGCACCAUUAAAAGAGAGAAGAUGGUGCGCAGAGCAAUGAUGAGGCAGGGUGUCUGCGUUAAUAGAUGCAAAACUGACAUGCCAGCACAAGGCAUAUGCUGCAGCAGAUGUGACUUUCCAAUAAACAGGAAA